Messenger RNA from Funneliformis geosporum, 183 nucleotides. NCBI's taxonomy places the organism in Eukaryota, Fungi, Glomeromycota, Glomeromycetes, Glomerales, Glomeraceae. The record is from the annotation of a GenBank genome assembly.
AUGGGAAUGAUCAACAUUGAUCGACAUGUAGAUCUAGGACCAGCGGCUCUCAAAUAUGGUUGGACCAAUAAUUUAACACUGGGUUUAACCGAAUUUUCAGCUGCGAUUUUGAUUAGAGACCCCGAAGAAUGCUGGGAUCCGAUUUUGUAUGGACUUAUUAUCGGUCACAGGAUAUGUCACUAA